Molecule: messenger RNA, 909 nt
Organism: Aspergillus brunneoviolaceus CBS 621.78
Lineage: Eukaryota; Fungi; Ascomycota; Eurotiomycetes; Eurotiales; Aspergillaceae
Exons: 3
Coding region: 1-909 (302 amino acids)
Source: RefSeq, a predicted model, not a curated record
AUGUCUCCACCGACUUUCUUCCCCCGCUUCUCCAACCUCCCGUUUGAGCUCCGCGAGCCGAUCUGGCUAUUUUCUCUGGACGAGCUUGCCAUGGCCCCGGGUCGCCACGGGGCCGAUUACCGGCAGCGGAUCUCCCACUUGGGGGUCAAUCGGGAGGUGCGUGCGGCGGCGAGCAAAUGGGUGGAAAAGCAAAAGACGCAGUGGGUGGCGGUGCAUCAGAGCUGUGAGGACCCGCAGCGGUGCGCGACUUGGUUCGACUGGAAUCGGAAGGUGCUUUCGCAGCCGCGCCUCUUGUUCCGCGAGUCCCCUUCAGCAGACGAGUUCUUCCUGUCCCAGGCGGAGUAUGAGCGCUGUUGCGACGUGCUGGGCCGUAGUAGUAGUACCAGCCCUGAAGAAGGGCAGCACAGGCCGGGGGUCGGUUGGAAGGUUGGCCAAUUGUGGUUGCGUGAACCAAUCUGCAAGUACCAAAACCGCCGUGCGCACUCGGUGAAGCUGGCCGUGCCACUGGCACUGCUGCGGCGGAACCCGGAUGCCCUGCGUAACAUAAUUCUGUGGGCCAGCAAUGAGGAGGUCCGGGGCUUUACCCGCUAUUUCAUCAUGUUCAAGGUGACCGUGAAUGAGCUGCCGCACCAUGGGGAAUGCAUGACGGUGCAGGAGGGGUGGAAGCUGGUUUUGAAGUGGCCGAUCUGGACCCGUGUAACUGAGGAUGAGGAUCAGUCGCUGCGAUGGAAGGAUCUGUGUGGUCAUUCUAGGAGACCAGGGGAGCUGAUCGGUGCUGAGGCUUGGAGCGUGAUUGAGCACGCGAUGUCCCGGCUGGACCCCGGGCAGGAUUACCGGAUAGUUUUGAUUAGACCUAUGCGUGCUGUGCGGCAUGGCGAAUCUGUCGAACUGCCUACGCGCGCUGUAUAG